This is a messenger RNA of Cynoglossus semilaevis (tongue sole), 2876 nucleotides long. It is a transcript of the gene lpla, whose product is annotated as lipoprotein lipase a. Lineage: Eukaryota; Metazoa; Chordata; Actinopteri; Pleuronectiformes; Cynoglossidae. The transcript has 10 exons. Gene Ontology annotation, biological process: very-low-density lipoprotein particle remodeling; lipid catabolic process. Gene Ontology annotation, molecular function: apolipoprotein binding; lipoprotein lipase activity. Bases 171 to 1715 code for a protein of 514 amino acids. The record is from RefSeq and is a predicted model, not a curated record.
CAGGGCAUAAGAAGAAACUUCACCCUUUUACUACCAGAACACUCAAGGCUGCGGUCGCUGCUCCUGCACCUUCACACCGACGACUGGAUACAUAACCAAUCAUCCAGAGAACGCGUACAUCCGGGACACUCGUUUUAUUUUGAGAAACAAAAAAUAAAAGUGUUUGUAAUAUGGGAGAGGAAAAAAUAAUUUUUUUAACUGUUUGGAUAAUUUUGGGAAACGUCCUUGCAACUUUGUCUGACACCACAACCGAGUUUGCAGUGAACACCACAGUUGCCACCGUUUCCACCACUCCUUUGUCGACCACCACUGAAUGGCUCACAGACUACACUGACAUCCAGUCCAAGUUCUCCCUGCGUUCGGUGGAGGAGCCCGAGGAUGACCUCUGCUACAUUGUGGCCGGGAAACCAGAGAGCAUCGAAGUGUGUCACUUCAACUCAGAAACGCAGACCUUCAUUGUGAUCCAUGGCUGGACGGUUACAGGGAUGUUUGAGAGCUGGGUGCCCAAACUGGUGACGGCCCUCUACGACCGCGUGCCCAACGGAAACGUGAUUGUGGUGGACUGGCUCGCCCGUGCCAGCCAGCACUACACCACCUCUGCUGAAUACACCAAGCUGGUGGGCCGUGACGUUGCCAAGUUUAUAACCUGGAUCCAAAAAGAGCUGCAGUUACCCUGGGAGAGGAUCCAUGUGCUGGGAUACAGUCUUGGAGCGCAUGCGGCCGGGGUUGCUGGAAACCUCACAAACCAUAAAAUCAGCAGGAUCACAGGUCUGGAUCCAGCUGGUCCCACCUUUGAAUAUGCAGAUGAACAGAGCACGCUGUCCCGUAACGACGCCAAGUUUGUGGACGUCCUGCACACCAACACCUUAGGGUCCCCAGAUCGCAGUAUUGGCAUCCAGAGGCCCGUGGGCCACAUCGACAUUUACCCCAACGGCGGCACUUUUCAGCCGGGCUGCAGAAUCCAGAACAUGCUGCUGGACAUUGCAUCGCAAGGAAUCAAGGGCUUCCAAAAUAUGGACCAGCUUGUUAAAUGUUCACACGAGCGCUCCAUCCAUCUUUUCAUCGACUCUCUGCUGAACACGCAGCAGCAGAGCAUGGCCUACCGCUGCAACUCCAACCAGGCCUUCAACAAGGGAAUGUGUCUCACCUGCAGGAAGAAUCGCUGCAACAAGAUUGGCUACAACAUCAACAAGGUCCGCACAGCGCGCAGCACCACGAUGUACCUGAAGACCCGUGGGGAGAUGCCAUUCAAAGUUUUCCAUUACCAGGUGAAGAUGCAUGUCUUCAGUAAGGACAAACUCAACUUCACAGAGCAGCCAAUUAUCAUUUCUCUGUAUGGAACCGAAGGAGAGAAGGAAGGCAUUUCCUUUGUCUUACCAGACAUAAACUACAACAGCACGCUGUCUUUCCUCAUCACCACUGACACCAACAUUGGAGAUUUGAGGAUGGUGAAGCUGCGCUGGGAGAAGGACUCUCUCUUCAGCUGGUCAGACCUCUGGAGGAGCAGCACAUUUCAUAUUCGGAAAAUGCGUGUCAAAUGUGGGGAGAACCAGUCCAGGAUGAUCCUGAGUUCGAAGGACGAUGAGUUCGCAUUCCUCAUCAGAGGAGGCGGAGAUGCAGUGUUUGUCAUGACAAAAGACAUCACGAGCCGCAGGGAGAAAUUAGGGCACAAGCGGAGAAUGAAGGGCACUCUUUUUGGACAGAACGAUGCCUGAAGUUGCACUUGGCCCUACAACACCGUGCACAUUACCCAUGCACCUCCACAUCCAUGACCAAAGACGAGCAGCGACUAAUUUUUCUGCGACCCCCUGUACAAAAACACCCGACCUCGUUCACACUGCGGAAAAAUCUGCUUCUUCCUGUCUUUGAACCUGUUCAAAUGUGAUAAUGUGCUCACGGUGUUACAACAGUCAAACUCUUGGUUGCUUCUGCUGCAUAUCAUUGUAAUCAACUGUUUUUCUCUUAUUAGCCUCUGUGUACUGUUUCUACAGAUAUUUGUGUCAAUUUCAAACUCUGAUGCAAUUUGUGUUUGUUUGGUUUUUUUUGCUUAUGUGAACUUGCAUUGUUGUUGCUGUAACAAUGAUUCUGAGUGACAGGCAUCAUUUUAGGCACAUUUGUGUUUAUUUCUUAAUGUGCAAGAUCAUCACCUUGUCCCUAACGCUUACUUUUAACCACUAACUGCCUACAAUCAUCAGGGACCAAAGAAAUAUUUACUGUCUACUGAAAACAAAUCAUGGUGGUUAAUGUACAUACUUUUUAAAUCAGUAUUAUAUAUAUAUAUAUAUUUUUAAGUAAGAGUCAUGUGUUUUUUAUUUUUUCUCUUGAAGUUCAUUCUCUGAAUGCAUUUGGAUUAUUGUGUCACUGGUCACUUUAAAAACCUCUUUGUCCCCAGAAACUAAACUUAGAGUCACAGUGUGGAAUGGAAUGCGUUCUUGACAUUUAGAUUUAUUUUUUAAUGAAUUGAAACCAGGAUCUUUUUUGUGAUUUGGUAAGAACUAAUUGCACCUAAAACCCUGUUAGUGGUUCAAAAAGAAUCUCAUAUAAAACAGUAUAAUCUACAGCAAACCAUUCUCUAACAACAAAAGGCGUAGUUUAGCAUGAACUAGCCUGAUAGCUCCUCCGAUGGGUCAUUUUGUAUUUAUUAAAUGUACAUGUAUACAUUUGUAUAUCAAGCUGUAAUAUCUUUUUUGGCGAGCUUCUCUUGACAUUUGUGUUUUUGAAAUGAAAGGACUGUGAUAAUUUACCACAGGCUUCAGGGACACAGACCAGACUCUCAAUAAAAAGCCAUAGAGAGCUUUGACUUAUUUGAACUGAAAUGCAGUGCACUGUAUGAAGAAGGAGCCUGAGAAGGCUGAAUAAAAAAAGUAAAACCCUCA